UGUGUCUCUCUGUGUCUCUGUGUGUCUGUGUGUGUGUCUCUCUGUGUCUCCGCCAGGCCUGCGCAUGCACGGCGAGGCGGUGUGCCAGCUGCCGUGCGUGGCGCUGGUGCGCGUGUAGCUCAGUGUGUGUGUGUCUCUGUGUGUAUGUCUCUGUGUGUGUGUGUGUCUGUGUGUGUGUGUAACUGUGUGUGUAACUGUGUGUGUGUCUGUGUGUGUCUCCACCAGGCCUGCGCAUGCACGGCGAGGCGGUGUGCCAGCUGCCGUGCGUGGCGCUGGUGCGCGUCCCCACGCCGUGGGUGCAGUCGGACAGCGACGUGACGGUGCUGCGCCACCUGGAGCGCCUCGGCUGCCGCCUCGCCAACCGCCCCGGCGCAAUCCUCAACUGCAUCAACAAGUUCUGGACGUUCCAGGAGCUCGCGGGACACGGGGUGCCUCUUCCCGACACAUUCUCCUAUGGAGGCCACGAUGAGUUUGGGAAGAUGAUUGAGGAGGCUGAUCCCCUGGGCUACCCCCUGGUGCUGAAGAACACACGUGGACAUCGAGGCAAGGCGGUGCUGCUGGCCCGGGACAAGCAGCACCUCCUGGAGCUGUCCCACCUGGUGCGUCACGACGCGCCCUUCCUCUUCCAGAAGUACGUCCGCGAGAGUCACGGCAAGGACGUGAGGGUCAUCGUGGUGGGCGGCCGCGUCGUCGGCAGCAUGCUGCGCUGUGCUACCGACGGGAGGAUGCAGAGCAACUGUUCGCUAGGGGGUAUAGGAGUGAUGUGCGCCCUGUCGGAGGAGGGCCGCAGCCUCGCCGUGCAGGUGUCCAACAUCCUGGGCAUGGACGUGUGCGGCAUCGACCUGCUGGUGCGCGCCGAUGGCUCCUACUGCGUGUGCGAGGCCAACGCCAACGUGGGCUUCAUCGCCUUCGACCGCGCCUGCGGCCUCGACGUGGCGGGCCUCAUCGCCGACUACGCCCUGUCGCUCGCUCCGCUCGGCGGCGGCGACGGUGACGGUGACGGUGACGCGGCCGCCGCGGUCGCCGCCGGCGGUGGCAAAGCCGAGGCCGCCGGCGUCGGCGUCGGGGGUUCGUCGGUCGAGUCGCGCUGCUCCUCCACCUCCUCGUCCUCGUCCUCCUCCUCGUCCUCGUCCUCGUCAUCAUCAUCGGACUCUUCCUCGGCCGCGACGGCCACCCUCACCGGAGCCGCCAACGGCGUGAAGGCCUCGGCCCUCGGCGGCAGCAAUAACUCGUCGAGCGACGAGCAGGAUCUGGUGGCGCUGGUCGGCAAGUUGGGGACCGCCGAUGGCUACGGCGGCGUUACCGGCGGCGGCGUUACCGGCGUUACCGGCGUUACCGGCGGCGUUACCGGCGGAAUCAAUGGAAGUGGAAUUACCUCAUUCGGCGGCGUCGGCGUCGGCGUCACCGGCACCGGAGUGAACGGAGCGGCGGGCGUGCUGCUCCCUCCCUCCGUCAUCGCCGUCAAGCUACAGUCGCCGAUCGGCGUCGGCGGCGGCACCGACGGCACCGACGGCACCACCGGGGCGGCGGCGGCGGCGGCGGCGGCGUCGGCCGUGAACUUCAACAUCAACGAGCUGCUGAUCGCCAGCGACGUCAAGAGGCUCACCAAGGCGUGAGCUGACGCCGUGUGGGGGUGGGGGGAGGGGGGGGGGGAGCGUUGGGGCGUUGGGGCGGGGGGGGGGGGGGGUUACUUUCAUUCCCUCCUUUUCGAGUCAUUCCCCGAGUCGUCUUUCAUUCCCCCGUGUCUCUGUCGUUCCCCCCGUGUGUCUCAUUCCCCCGUGUGUCUCAUUCCCCCGU
Messenger RNA from Petromyzon marinus (sea lamprey), 1797 nucleotides. Lineage: Eukaryota; Metazoa; Chordata; Hyperoartia; Petromyzontiformes; Petromyzontidae. The record is from RefSeq and is a predicted model, not a curated record.